Molecule: messenger RNA, 645 nt
Organism: Camellia sinensis
Lineage: Eukaryota; Viridiplantae; Streptophyta; Magnoliopsida; Ericales; Theaceae
Source: RefSeq, a predicted model, not a curated record
AUGGGUGUCGGAGCUCCUGCUCGUGUUGGCCUUAUUGCUCCAAUUGAUGUUGUUGUUCCUCCUGGAAACACUGGAUUGGAUCCAUCUCAGACUUCCUUCUUCCAGGUGCUUAACAUUCCAACCAAGAUCAACAAAGGUACAGUUGAAAUCAUCACCCCUGUGGAGCUUAUCAAGAAGGGCGAAAAGGUGGGUUCUUCCGAGGCCGCCCUUCUCUCAAAGCUAUUGAUAAGGCCAUUCUCUUACGGUCUUGUAGUGUUGUCUGUCUACGACAAUGGUUCAGUGUUUAGUCCUGAGGUGCUUCACCUCACAGACGACGAUCUAAUGGUGAAAUUUGCUUCUGGGAUAUCCAUGGUUGCCGCCCUGUCAUUGGCUCUAACAUACCCAACACUUGCUGCUGCACCUCACAUGUUCAUUAACGCCUACAAGAAUGUUCUUGCUGUUGCAGUGGAAACACCAUACUCUUUCACAUAUGCUGAGACCGUGAAGGAAUACUUAAAGGAUCCAAGCAAAUUUGCUGCUGCUGUUGCUGCUCCAGUUGCUGCUGCUGCUGCUCCUGCAGCUGAUGCCAAGAAGGAAGAGGUUAAGGAGCCUGAGGAGGAGUCUGAUGACGAUCAACCUAUCUUCGGUUUGUUUGAUGAUGAGUGA